Molecule: messenger RNA, 1053 nt
Organism: Rotaria socialis
Lineage: Eukaryota; Metazoa; Rotifera; Eurotatoria; Philodinida; Philodinidae
Source: the annotation of a GenBank genome assembly
AUGCCGUUAACAAGUUUAUCUGACGUUGUUCCAGAUCGAACCAAUGUUUUACAUUCAACGGACAAACUUGGUCUUGAUGGUCAACGAGGUUUAUAUCAUUCAAUGGCGAUAAUAAUCCUUAUUGUGUGGUAUAUUUCAUCGGCGGCAACAUUAUUUUCAAAUAAAUAUAUAUUAAGUCAUUUGGAUGGUGACACUUUUUCAUUAGGCACAAUUCAACUUGUUAUUUCCAUAAUUAGUGGUUAUAUACAUUUACUAUUUGUAAAUAAAUUUCGUAAUCCAUUAAAUAGAAAUUCAAUGGUGAUGAAAAAUGUAUACCGUGAUAUGAUAUUAAUCGGCGCAUUUCGUUCUGUGACUAUUGUUUUAGGUUUAAUUGCUCUGAAAUAUAUAGCUGUAUCAUUUGUAGCAACAAUAAAAUCUUCUUCUCCGUUAUUUACCGUUAUUAUUAGUCGAAUUAUACUUGGAGAAAGAACAACUCAUUGGACUAAAUUUUCAAUGAUACCAAUCACACUUGGCUUAUGUUUAUGUAGCUCAUUUGAAUUAAGCUUUAAUUUAAGUGGAUUUUUGUGUGCAUUAGGGACAAAUAUAUUUGAUUGUUUACAAAAUGUUUAUUCUAAAUUGUUAAUAAGUGGUGAACAUUAUCGUUAUACAGCUAUCGAAUUACAAUUUUGGGCUAGUCUUUUAGCAUGUAUUUUUCAAUUACCUUUACUUAUUUAUUAUGUUGAUAUUCCGUUAGCAUUAACAUUAACUUCGAAAACAUUAGCUCUUUUAUAUAUUUUCAAUGGAUUUUGUUAUCAUAUACAAGCCGUCGCUGCUUUUGCUAUCAUGGCUUACAUAUCGCCAAUAACACACAGUGUUGCGAAUACUAUAAAGCGUGCAUUAAUGAUAUGGAUAUCAAUUAUUAUAUUUCAUAAUCCGGUGACAUUUUUAAGUGGUGCAGGAACAUUUAUUGUUAUGCUUGGUGUGAUUCUAUACAAUGAAGGAAGAGAUGUAGAGAAAAAACCUAGAAUCGUAAAUAUUGAUAGUCCGACAAUGAUUACAUGGCGACAUGUUUAA